Messenger RNA from Neogale vison (American mink), 631 nucleotides. Its product is annotated as transcription factor BTF3 homolog 4-like. Lineage: Eukaryota; Metazoa; Chordata; Mammalia; Carnivora; Mustelidae. The record is from RefSeq and is a predicted model, not a curated record.
UCGACUGAGGCAGCCAUCUUGCUCUUGCCGCAUGCUGUUGUUGGAGGACCCUCCCUGCUUCAGAUUUACCAACAGCAUGAAUCAAGAAAAGUUAGCCAAACUUCAGGCUCAGGUCCGGAUAGGGGGCAAGGGUACAGCUCGCAGAAAGAAGAAGGUGGUACAUAGAACAGCUACAGCUGAUGACAAAAAACUCCAGAGUUCUCUAAAAAAACUGGCUGUGAAUAAUAUAGCUGGUAUUGAAGAGGUGAACAUGAUUAAAGAUGGUGGGACAGUUAUUCAUUUCAACAAUCCCAAAGUCCAAGCUUCCCUUUCUGCUAACACCUUUGCAAUUACUGGUCAUGCAGAAGCCAAACCAAUCACAGAAAUGCUACCUGGAAUAUUAAGUCAGCUUGGUGCUGACAGCUUAACAAGUCUUAGGAACUUAGCUGAACAGUUCCCACGGCAUGUGUUGGAUAGCAAAGCACCAAAACCAGAAGACAUUGAUGAAGAGGAUGAUGAUGUUCCAAAUCUCAUAGAAAAUUUUGAUGAGGCAUCAAAGAAUGAAGCUAACUAAAAUUUUUUCUGGAGUUUGGAAACUGGCAUGGACUAGAUUUAACAAAUCAGCUAUGUGGUUCCAAAGUUUUACAGACAU